This is a messenger RNA of Lactuca sativa (garden lettuce), 843 nucleotides long. RefSeq lists its product as uncharacterized. The record is from RefSeq and is a predicted model, not a curated record. Lineage: Eukaryota; Viridiplantae; Streptophyta; Magnoliopsida; Asterales; Asteraceae. Gene Ontology annotation, molecular function: mRNA binding; protein binding.
AUGUGGGAGGUAGGGGUUGAUCUCGUGAUUAGGCUGUUCUGUGAAAAGGGUAAGAUGGAUGAGGCCUUAGUGUUAAUAGAGGAGAUGAGUUUGAUCGAUCUUUAUCCUGAUAUGGUGAUAUUUUUCACAAUGGUUAAAGGGAUUUGUGAUUUGGGUAGGAUCCAAGAUGCUAACAGAUUGUUUAAGAUUGUAAACCAACAUGGAUUACCUCCAAAUGUUGUUGCAUAUUCUGCACUUCUUGAUGGGGUUUGCAAAGUUGGUGAUUUAGAAAGAGGGUUAGAGUUAUUAGAUGAAAUGGAAAAAAAACGUGGGAGUUGUUCUCCAACUGUAGUCACUUACACAUCUAUAAUCCAAAGCUUCUGUGAAAAAGGUAGAUCAAUGGAGGCAUUCACCAUUUUAGAUCGAAUGGAAGCUUGUGGUUGUGCACCAAAUAGGGUCACAAUCAGUACCUUUAUCAAUGGCCUUAUCAAGGAGGAUAGAGUAGAUGAAGCUUAUAAGUUGAUUGAUAGAGUUGUAGCUAAAGGGAGUGUUUCAAAAAGUGAAUGCUAUAGCUCUCUUGUGGUGACAUUUUUCAGGGGUGGAAAAUUUGAAGAAGGUGAGAAGGUGUUUAGGAGGAUGUUGGGUGGUGGUUUGAAGCCAGAUGGGGUGGCAUGUAGUGUUUUGUUGAAGAAGAUGUGUUUAAAGGAAGAACGGGUGUUGGAAGGUUUUGAGUUGUAUAAUGAGAUUGAGAAAUUAGGGUUUGUGAUUUCGAUUGAUUCAGAGAUUUAUUCUAUCUUGAUGGAUGGGCUUUGUAGGAAAAGGCAUUUGUUGGAAGCUUCAAAGCUUGCUAGGUUAAUGGCUUAG